AUGAAGUGGUCAAUUGUAUCCGCGGUCUCUUUGCUGUUUGCAUCUGCAGCUGCUGAUCAUCCUUUCUUGCACAAGGGAAGGUUGGUUCCACCAGUUGAAGCAGAUGAUGAGUUUCCCGUUUCCAUUAAUACAGCUGUGAAUACUACAGGUUCUGCAUUUUUCACUCAACUCCUGGAUCAUAACAAUCCUUACAAAGGAACUUUUCAGCAGAAGUUUUGGUGGAAUUCCGAGAAUUGGAGUGGACCAGGAUCUCCAAUCGUUUUCUUCACUCCUGGUGAAACCGCUGCUGCAAACUAUGGCGCCUACUUGACUAAUGUCACCCUUACCGGACUCUUUGCGCAAGAGAUCAAGGGUGCCGUUGUCAUGGUUGAGCAUCGGUUCUGGGGUGAAUCGUCUCCAUACGACAAUCUGACGACGACGAACUUACAACUCCUCACACUCGAACAAGCUAUUGCCGAUUUCGUCUACUUUGCAAAGACGGUUACUCUUCCGUUCGACACAAACCACAGCAGUAACGCAGCCAGUGCACCUUGGAUAAACUCGGGUGGAAGCUACAGUGGUGCACUCUCUGCUUGGACUGAAUCUACAAGCCCUGGUACAUUCUGGGCAUACCAUGCUUCCAGUGCCCCAGUUCAAGCUAUCGAUGACUACUGGCAAUACUUCUAUCCCAUUCAAGAUGGUAUGCCAAAGAACUGUAGUAAAGACGUUUCUUUAGUCAUUGACUAUAUGGACAAUGUGUUGACUCAUGGAAACAAAAGUGCAGUGACUGCACUCAAGACCAAGUUUGGCUUGGAAUCUGUCGAACAUAAUGAUGAUUUUAUGGCUGUCCUCGAGAACGGUCCGUGGUUGUGGCAAUCGAACAGUUUCUCUACAAACUAUUCAGGUUUCUACCAAUUCUGUGAUGCAAUUGAGAACGUCACCGCCGGAGCUGCCGUCACACCGGACGCGAAUGGGGUUGGUCUUACUACCGCAUUGGAGGGAUAUGCAAAAUGGACCAAGAGUUACAUACCAGGCUAUUGUGAAAGCUUUGGCUAUGAUGCCAAUGACACGUCCUGCUUCAACACACAUGAUUUCAAUAACCUGCAGUUCAGGGAUUAUAGUGUCGGAAAUGCUAUUGAUAGACAGUGGAACUGGAUGCUUUGCAAUGAGCCAUUUGGCUAUUGGCAAAAUGGAGCACCAAAGAACAGACCUUCAAUCGUUUCUCGUCUCAUCGAUUCACAAUACUGGCAACGACAAUGUGCCUUGUUCUUCCCAACUGAGGGCAACUACACGUAUGCCAGCGCCAAGGGUGCUACGGUGAAUCGUGUCAACAAAUACACAAAAGGAUGGGAUCUAGAGAACACCACUCGUCUUAUUUGGACAAAUGGUCAAUAUGAUCCAUGGAGAACAUCCGGAGUCAGCUCUCAAUUCAGACCUGGUGGCGAAUUGCAGUCUACUGCGCAACAUCCAGUACAAAUCAUUCCUGGUGGAAUUCAUUGUUCAGAUCUCAGGUUGAAGAACGGACAAGUUAAUGCAGGCGUCCAGCAAGUGAUUGACAACGAGGUGGCACAGAUAGUGGCAUGGACGGCGGAGUUUUACAAUCAAACUUCGGGACAUCAUACAUCAUACGGAGGGCAUGGACGAAAAUAUUAG
This is a messenger RNA of Sclerotinia borealis F-4128, 1632 nucleotides long. NCBI's taxonomy places the organism in Eukaryota, Fungi, Ascomycota, Leotiomycetes, Helotiales, Sclerotiniaceae. The record is from the annotation of a GenBank genome assembly.